CUCCGCUCUCCAUUGCUAGCUUCCCAUUGAGGAUAUGCCGUCGCCGCAUUGGGAAGAGGCUUGGGGGAUCUGGCAUACUGCAAGCUCGGCAUAACCGAGUACUUAAGCCUCCGCUAUGCAUACUUUAUCGUAGGCGCAGCAGACAAGAAACAACAUUUAUCUAUAUAUACAUAUAGGUGUGCAUUCAACUCGUUGCUCGUUGUCUUUGCAAGUUAGACUACCCUCGCUACACUCUUAUUUACCCACUACCGCCCUUCUUUUUCCUUAUUCCCCACUUGAGAUGCUUCACAAAUAUCUUUUUCUGGCUUCUCUCGCUGGAGCUGACCUGAUUCGACCUGCCGAAUGGGGCCCUCAAUCCGGCGUCAUUAUGGCCUGGCCAUCCAUUGAGACCAAUGCGUACUCAGACGACGGUCUCAACAGAGCCACGACAGAUGUUUCUGCUGUUGCCGAUGCCGUUUCAGGCUUUCAGCCUGUCACGGUUCUCGUUGAACAAGAUCGCUAUGACGAGGCGCAGAAGCGAUUCAAGGAUGCCGCCAAUGUUACUGUGCAACCCAUCAAUGGCUAUCCCAGACUUGAUCUCUGGAUGAGAGACAUGGCGCCAACCUUUGUGCACAAUACGGAGACUAAGAAAUUGGAAGGCGUUGACUACAAUUUCAACGGCUGGGGCAACAAGUACCCUACUGGCUCAUGCAACUCCUUGGCAGCCAUGUACAUGUUCAACAAGAAUAUUUCUCGACAGGCGUCAUCUCUGGUUGGCGAGGGAGGCUCCUUUGAAGUCGAUGGCGAAGGCACGUUGCUGGUGACUGAAAGCUCAGUGGUCAAUGACAACCGCAACAAAGGCAAGGACCGCGACACGAUUGAAAAGGAGCUUAUCCGCACACUUGGGCUCAAAAAAGUCAUUUGGGUCCCAGGUCGCAAGGGCCUCGACAUCACUGACACGCACAUUGAUGGACUUGCGCGAUUCAUUGCGCCGGGCAAAGUGAUCCUGAGCAGACCUAGCACGGUUUCGGCUGGAGACCCAUUCUCCGAGAUUUAUGAGGAGGCCCGCGAAAUUCUAUCGAAUGCGACAGAUGCUAGCGGCCGAAAACUGGAAAUCACCGAAGUUCCGGAGGCCGACUUGAACAAGAUUGGCGCCAGCGAUGAGACGCUCGACGCAAUCAAGAAUGGCAAAAAGGACUACCCUUCGCUCACCUAUGUCAACUACCUGCUCGUCAACGGCGGCGUCAUUUUCCCUCAAUUUGGAGACGCCGAUGCCGACAGCAACGCGCUGAAGGUUAUGCAGUCCUUGUACCCGGAUCGCAAAGUUGCGUCCGUUACUACUAAGGAGCUGCCUUAUUUGGGCGGCGGUAUCCACUGCUCCACACAAGAGAUUCCUAUUGUGUAGACGAUCUGUGGUUGGCGCAAAAUAAGGUUAGGUUGCCGCCGUUGUUGUACUGGACCGAGCGUAACGUACCAGUAUCCUCGUCUGAUCCCGGGAUUUCCCCUUUGUCUGUAUAGUAAAUUACUCGCUGCUUGUAUAGUUAAAUAGAGAUCGUGUGUAUAAAUAUUAAUUUUGCUACGAUUCUUC
Molecule: messenger RNA, 1567 nt
Organism: [Torrubiella] hemipterigena
Lineage: Eukaryota; Fungi; Ascomycota; Sordariomycetes; Hypocreales; Clavicipitaceae
Source: the annotation of a GenBank genome assembly